GGGGUGCCCUCUAGGCGGAAACUAAAAGUACCGGUACCACGUGAGAUUACUUCUUCUGCAUUUUACUUUUCAUCGAGCAUUGGUUUUUAGUCAAGGAAAAGAUAAUAUUAGUCACAAAAUAUAGAAAUUCUUCGUACGUUUGAUUCCUCAGUGAAGUGAUUAGAAAAUUAAUCGCCGAGAGGGUAGAUCAUUGAUAUUUCCACAUAUUUUAUUAUUAUUGUAUUAUAUUAUUAAAAUGGAUGAAGUUAACCCAAAAGCUUAUCCAUUGGCAGACGCAGCUCUAACCGCAAAAAUUUUAAAUCUUGUUAAACAAGCUGUAGAUUAUCAGCAAUUACGAAAGGGUGCAAACGAAGCGGCCAAAACUUUGAAUCGUGGACUUUCUGAAUUUAUAGUAAUGGCUGCGGAUGCUACGCCUUUAGAAAUUCUCUUACAUUUACCAUUGUUGUGCGAAGACAAAAAUGUACCUUACGUAUUCGUUCGCAGUAAACAAGCAUUAGGUCGUGCUUGUGGAGUAUCUAGACCUGUUGUAGCAUGUUCUGUUACACUUAACGAAGGCUCACAAUUAAAGCCACAAAUUGAAGCUAUACAACAACAAAUAGAACGUUUAUUGAUUUAAAUAAUGUAUAUAUUUUAACUGUACAAUCAUAUUCCGACGCACCUGUUCAAAACUACUAUUUUUGUCACAUGUGCGUCAUCUGUAUGUCUGAUCCAAUUAAUAAUUAUUAAUCGUAUUAAAAUUUUUUCAACAAAUAACA
This is a messenger RNA of Polistes canadensis, 755 nucleotides long. It is a transcript of the gene hoip, whose product is annotated as NHP2-like protein 1. Gene Ontology annotation, molecular function: RNA binding. The transcript is spliced from 2 exons. Lineage: Eukaryota; Metazoa; Arthropoda; Insecta; Hymenoptera; Vespidae. Gene Ontology annotation, biological process: ribosome biogenesis; maturation of SSU-rRNA; mRNA splicing, via spliceosome. Gene Ontology annotation, cellular component: precatalytic spliceosome; small-subunit processome; U4/U6 x U5 tri-snRNP complex. The coding region runs from base 236 to 616 and encodes 126 amino acids. The record is from RefSeq and is a predicted model, not a curated record.